CGCCCCCUCCCGCGCCUGCUACCGCUUCCCGGGGCCCCCAGCCCGGCUGGGCGCUGACAGCAGGGGCGGGGGGUCCCCGCCGCCGCCGUGUCUCACUCAGGCUCCGGCAGCGGAGCCCCCGGUGCGGCCAUGGACCGGCCUCUGGUGGCGUCGGCGGAGGCGGAGGAGGAACUGGAGUGGCAAGUGGCGAGUCGCAGGAGGAAGGCCUGGGCCAAGUGCCGCGGUUCCUGGCAGGCGUCGGAAACGGAGGACCUGUCCACAGAAGCGACGACGCAGGACGAGGACGAGGACGACGAGGAGGACCUCCCGGGCGCGAAGCUGCCGGCGGCGGCGGGAAGAGGAAACGUGCCCAACGAGAAGAUUGCGAUAUGGCUCAAGGACUGCCGUACCCCUUUGGGAGCCUCACUGGAUGAGCAAAGCAGUAAUACGCUCAAGGGUGUACUUGUGAGAAAUGGAGGCAGUUUUGAAGAUGAUUUAUCUUUGGGAGCUGAAGCCAACCACCUCCAUGAAACGGAUACUCAAAUUGAAAACUGCAAUAAUAUCUUGGCCAAAGAGAGAAGACUACAGUUUCAUCAGAAAGGAAGAAGUAUGAAUUCCACUGGAUCUGGGAAAAGUAGUGGGACAGUUUCAAGUGUUUCAGAAUUGUUGGAACUUUAUGAGGAAGAUCCUGAAGAAAUUCUUUAUAAUCUUGGAUUUGGACGAGAUGAACCAGAUAUUGCUUCUAAAAUUCCUUCCAGAUUUUUUAAUUCAUCAUCAUUUGCCAGAGGGAUAGAUAUUAAAGUAUUUUUGAGUGCUCAAAUGCAACGGAUGGAAGUAGAAAACCCAAAUUAUGCUUUAACAAGUCGUUUUCGUCAAAUUGAAGUGCUUACUACUGUGGCCAAUGCCUUUUCUUCUUUAUAUUCUCAAGUCUCUGGGACUCCCCUCCAGAGAAUUGGGAGUAUGUCUUCAGUGACUUCUAACAAGGAGACAGACUCACCUCCACCUUUAACCCGAAGUAACACUGCAAAUCGUUUAAUGAAAACACUAUCAAAACUAAAUUUAUGUGUUGAUAAAACAGAAAAAGGAGAAGGUAGUAGUCCUUCCCCAACAAUCGAAAAAGGAAAGAUCCCGAAUGUUUCAGUGAUGGAAGAAAGUGGCAAUAAAAAUGAUCAAAAGUCUCAAAAAGUUGUAAAGAAGAAAGACUCAUCUUCUAUGUUGGCUACAGUUACAGAAGAAGUAUCAGGUAGUUCAGCAGCUGUUAUGGAGAAUGCUGAUGUUGAUAGACUUUGUGAUGAAGCAAAUAGGAAUUUUAACCAAAAAACUGAAGGUGAACUAAGUGAAGAAAUUCAAAGUCAUGCGAAUAAACUGGGUGAGGAAUCUGGUAUUGUAGAAUCUGACUUAGGUAACAAUUUCAACAUGUCCAGGCACAGUGAGCCAGAAAAUGGCAACGAGGUGAAAAGCGCCCAUGUGUCCACACCUGAGAAGGAGCCAUGUGCACCUCUUACGAUCCCAUCCAUAAGAAAUAUAAUGGCACAGCAAAAGGACUCCUUUGAAAUGGAAGAGGUUCAAAGUACAGAGGGAGAAGCUCCUCACAUUCCGGCUGCUUACCAGCUAGGUCUCACAAAGUCAAAAAGAGAUCAUCUAUUACGUACUGCAAGUCAGCACUCUGAUAGCAGUGGUUUUGCUGAAGAUUCAACAGACUGCCUCUCCCUUAAUCAUCUUCAGGUUCCCGAGUCUUUGCAAGCCAUGGGGAGUAGCGCUGAUAGUUGUGAUAGUGAGACAACAGUCACAUCAUUUGGUGAAGACCUUGUCACACCAUCGGCACAAGACCAGCCUUAUUUUAAUGAAUCAGAGGAGGAGUCACUCAUCCCUCUUCAAAAGGGAAGAGAGAAGGCAGCAAUAGCUGCUGAAAAGAAAAGGUCAGAUAGCGAGGAUUUCCCCCAAAGUGAGACUGUGGAGAAUGCAGGAAACACACAAUCCAUGUGCAGCACAGGAGGUCACUUUACUGAAAUUAGUGAAAUGAGAGAGGAUUUUUCUCCAGCACAGCCAGUGGACCUGCUGAGGGAAGCAAGUGCUGAAAGUGAUGUGGAUAAAAGCAGUGAAUAUGAAUUUGCCCACUAUACCACACACCAUAUUCUGAAAUCACUGGCUUCUAUUGAAGCUGGAUGCAGUGAGAAGAGCUCUGAAAACACAACUGGGCCUCCAUCUUCUGUGGACAGAGUUAAUACAGCUUUGCAAAGAGCUCAAAUGAAGGUUUGCAGUCUGUCUCACCAAAGAGUAGGACGUAGCUUGAUAAAAUCAAAAGAUCUCUUAAAACAGAGGUACUUAUUUGCAAAAGCUGGCUAUCCUCUAAGAAGGUCUCAGUCUUUACCAACCACCUUAUUGAGCCCAGUAAGAGUUGUAUCCUCUGUCAAUGUCCGGUUGUCCCCAGGAAAGGAAACCAGAUGCAGUCCACCUUCUUUCACCUAUAAGUACACACCUGAAGAGGAACAGGAAUUAGGGAAAGAGGUGAUUGAACAUGAUGGUCCGUCUUCAGUUAAAUCCACUAUUUUCAUCUCUCCGUCAUCCGUGAAGAAAGAAGCCCCUCAGAGUGAGGUGAACCGGUCAGCGGAAUGCCAUCAUCGAAGGACUCCUACCUGUUCACUGUAUGCUCCAGCACCUGUAUCUCAGUCCACCUGUUCUCUUCACUCUGUCCACUCUGAGUGGCAGGACAGGCCCCUGUGUGAGCACAUGAGAACUCUGAGCACUCACAGUGUUCCCAACAUAACAGGCACCACUUGUAGUGCCUUCAGUGCCCCUUUUGGGUGUCCUAACUCGCAUAGACAUGCUGCCUACCCUUACCGAGCGUGCUCUGCGAACCCUCCUUCUGCCAUCGAGAUGCAGUUGCGAAGAGUAUUGCACGAUAUUAGAAACUCACUGCAGAAUCUUUCACAGUACCCUAUGACAAGAGGACCUGAUCUUGCUGCUGCUCCAUAUAGUACUCAGAAAUCAUCUGUUCUACCUCUAUAUGAAAAUACUUUUCAGGAGCUCCAGGUAAUGAGGCGGAGCCUGAAUUUAUUUAGAACGCAAAUGAUGGAUUUAGAAUUGGCAAUGCUGCGUCAGCAAACUAUGGUUUAUCAUCAUAUGACUGAGGAGGAAAGGUAUGAAGUUGAUCAGCUUCAGAGUUUGAGAAAUUCGGUCCGCAUGGAGCUUCAGGACCUGGAACUGCAGCUGGAGGAGCGCCUGCUGGCCCUCGAGGAGCAGUUCCGCGCUGUGCGCAUGCCUUCUCCCUUCCGCUCUUCAACCCUUAUGGGAAUGUGUGGCAGUAGAAGCGCUGAUAACUUGUCAUGCCCUUCUCCAUUGAAUGUAAUGGAACCAGUCACUGAACUGAUGCGGGAACAAUCCUAUCUGAAGUCUGAAUUGGGCAUGGGACUUGGAGAAGUGGGAUUUGAAAUUCCUCCUGGAGAAAGCUCAGAAUCCAUUUUCUCCCAAGCAACUUCAGAGUCAUCUUCUGUAUGUUCUGGUCCGUCUCAUGCUAACAGAAGAAGUGGAGUACCUUCUGGUGACUCAGUGGGCAAACCUAAGACCCAUCUGGUACCAAGCAAGAAAGUAUUCCGAGCAUCAGUGGCCCUAACACCCACUGCUCCUUCUAGAACAGGCUCUGUGCAGACACCACCAGAUGUGGAAAGUUCUGAGGAAGUUGGAGCUGCCGAAGAAGCCUUGGAAGCUGUAGGACCUAAAUCUGAAGUGGAAGAAGGCAAUGGAAAAAUCCCAUUAAUGCCAGCUGUUGGGGAAAUGCAUAAAAAUGUGGAGCAAGAUGAGUUGCAGCAAGUCAUACGGGAGAUUAAAGAGUCUAUUGUUGGUGAAAUCAGACGGGAAAUUGUAAGCGGACUUUUGGCAGCAGUGUCUUCAAGUAAAGCAUCUAAUUCUAAGCAAGAUAGUCAUUAAAUGGAAUUUAUAGGUUAGCAUGGAUCCUUUUGGCUGUGAGAUGUUGGAGUUAUCAAUGAUAUACACUGGUAGAGGUGUUAUUUGUGCUUCAGAAGAUACUUGCUGCUGGACUGGGCUACUGUAUACAGUGUACAAUGUUUAUUUCUUCUAUGCAUAUCUUUUUUAAAAACGUACAUAGAAACAUAGGCACUUUGCUGACUUUAUUUCUUUUCUAAACUACCAAAACUGUAGCCAUUUGAAAAGCCUAAUAUUUAUUUGUAUGUCAAUAUUUUCCAAUUGAUUCCCUAUGUAGAAUUAAUUUUAAAACUUGAAAACUUCCAGACUUAAACAACUUAUAAAUAACAUAUUUCUUCAGACUAGCUUCUUAAAACACUGACCUCUAUGAGGUAUUUACUGUGCAAUAACUGAUUCAUUUUUUUGAGAGCUUGAAGCAACCAAUGAUUUUCCCUCCACUGCUGUUAAUUAGUGUCACUUCCAAGGAGAAAAAUUGUUCUGUUGUAAAAUUUGCUCUUAAUUCUUGAGGAGGUUACUAAUAGCAGUAGGAUAGAAUUGUAUGAGGUUACCUACAACUACUUAAUGUUCUUACACUGUAAGCAUUGUUACUUUACCUAGACAAAUAUAAUUUUAUUAUAGCUUAUGUAGUAUUUUUCUUUUGGAAACAUGCGUUAUGUUAAACACUAUACUUUUUGCAUUGUCGAGACUUCUUAUAUUAUAAGGAGAUGUUUCUUCUUCUUUUAGACUAAGUAGUAGAGUAUUGCCAAAAUAAUGAGACUUCUGACUUGAAUGGAUUGAAAUGAAUAAGCUGGUUAUGUUUUUCAAAAUGGAGGUAUUUUAGAUUUGUUCUCCUCAUAAUAGAUGGUUUUAAUUUAGUUUUAACCAGUGAGAACUGUUUGUUUUUUGGGGGAAAAAAUAAAAAGGAAGGUGGUUUCCUAUUUUGUUUUGUAUGUAUUAAAUAAAUGUGUAAAGUAACAACCAAAUUUAUUAGUAUUAUUCCUUUAGCAUUUAUAAUUUUCAACUCUUAUUAUAUUUCUUUGUGUGAAAUUUUAAUCAAAAGUGGUUGAGAUGUUAACAAUAUUCUUUGAAAGAAUAUCUAAAAAGUUUAUAAAUGUUUGAAUUAUCACACAAAGGCUGAUUUCUAAAAAUAAAACAAUAAAGUAUUUAUUUUGCCUAACA
Molecule: messenger RNA, 5079 nt
Organism: Mustela lutreola (European mink)
Lineage: Eukaryota; Metazoa; Chordata; Mammalia; Carnivora; Mustelidae
Gene: ITPRID2
Product: ITPR interacting domain containing 2
Exons: 18
Coding region: 130-3906 (1258 amino acids)
Molecular function (GO): signaling receptor binding
Source: RefSeq, a predicted model, not a curated record